AUGGUGAGUGUCGAGGAAGCAGAGCAGAGAAGAAUGUCUAGCCCCGCACAGCAACGGCUUAAAAUCAUGACGUUUAACGUCAGAUUCGCCGGCGCAAAUGACGGACUAAACGGCUGGGAUUACAGAAAGGAUCAUGUGGCAGACAUUAUUAAUCGAUAUCGUCCCGCUAUCAUUGGGACGCAGGAGGGACUCAAGUCGCAAUUGACAGAGCUCGAAGGUUUGCUAGCGCAUCCAUACAAGCGCUUUGGUGUUGAGCGAGAAAAAAAUGGCGAGUUCGUGCAGAUUUUUUACGAUACAACUGUGGUAGAAUGUUUAGAUGAUGGAAAUUUCUGGCUCUCGGAAUCACCUGACACGCCAUGGACAAAGGGAUGGGAUGCUGCUAAUGUGCGCAUGGUCACUUGGGGCAAGUUUCGCUUGUGUAUUACGCAUCAGGAGUUUUUCGUCUUCAAUACGCAUCUGGAUCAUGUUGGUCUUAAGUCUCAUGAAGAAGGGUCAAAACUACUGCAUGAACGCAUUGAAAAGAUUGCAGGACGCACUCCAUUGUUUCUUUUGGGAGACUUUAAUUCGUACCGCCACACUUGCCUGUAUAAGUACUUGACAUCCCAAAAGGAAGGACCAAGGCUCAAUGAAGCAUGGUCCGAAGCGACAAUUCAGAUUGGGGACGUCUCCCAUUCAUUUCAUGACUGGGCUGGUAUCAAGAGCGAUACCGAAAAGGAUACGAUCCGUGGUGCAAACCACAUCGACUGGAUUUUCUAUCGCCCACAGAUGACGGUACUGACGACACAAGUUAUUAUUGAGGACCGCAACGGACGCUACCCAUCGGAUCACUACCCAGUUCAGGCUGAAGUGAUCAUACCUGCACCAGAAGAAGCGUCUUUGCUGCAAACUUAG
This is a messenger RNA of Plasmopara halstedii, 891 nucleotides long. Its product is annotated as Endonuclease/exonuclease/phosphatase. Gene Ontology annotation, molecular function: 3'-5'-RNA exonuclease activity. The record is from RefSeq and is a predicted model, not a curated record. Lineage: Eukaryota; Oomycota; Peronosporomycetes; Peronosporales; Peronosporaceae. The transcript has 2 exons. Bases 1 to 891 code for a protein of 296 amino acids.